Messenger RNA from Balearica regulorum gibbericeps (East African grey crowned-crane), 1276 nucleotides. Lineage: Eukaryota; Metazoa; Chordata; Aves; Gruiformes; Gruidae. The record is from RefSeq and is a predicted model, not a curated record.
UGCUAUGUGGAUAUUUGUUAGCAAUGACUGAUGUGGAAUCUACAUAUGCAGACUUUAUUGCUUCAGGAAGAACAGGUAGAAGAAAUGCAUUACAUGACAUACUUGUGUCCUCUCCGGGCGGGAACUCCAGUGAACUAGCCUUAAAGUUAUCAGAGCUUGAUAUAAACAAAGCAGAAGGAGAAGGAGAUGCACAACGAAAUCCAAGUGAGCAAACCGGGGAGGCCCAAGGGGAGGCAGCAAAGCAAGAAAGCUGACAUUCGACUUUGACCGACUGCAGCAGCUGCUGGAUGUUUUCAGACUACAAGAGCAUGCUGGAACAAAUUUGUUUCCAUGAGCAAGCUGGUGGAAAAGAAAGCGCAUGUGUCUUCACUGCUGGAACCCACUCAACACAAUGCUAAAAAUGGGGGUACAAGCUGUGGCAGAAGACAGAAUUUUCUCUACCUCUGUCAUUAGCAAUGGUUGAACAUGUAUUGAUUUUUUGGGAUAGUGUCAUCAGAUGGAUCCCUUCAUAAUGACUACUUGAUGGGAACACUUUUAGAAAGUAGAACAGGUAAAUCUUGUAGCAAAUGGCCUUUGAAAAGUCAGAGGAUCUAAUUGUGUAUCUUAAGAAAAGGCUGGUGUGAUCCUCAGAGUUUAAAAUUCUCUGGCCAAAGUGUUCACCCAUUAAAAGAACUGUAAAGAAAGCACUGUUUUUAGAACUUUGCGUCUGUUUUACAGCUCUGUUAUUUACAAUGGUUUUUGUAUUGUACAACUUAGAUGCUCUACACUGCCCCUUCUCAACUGCUUAUGAGGAAUAUUUCUGUUACUGUGAAUUUUUCUACCACGCGUUUUGAAAGGGCUGGUUUUUUGCAUAAUGUGGUGAUGUGCACAUGAUAGAUUUAAAACGUCAACAGCUAAAUUGAUUAUGCCUAAACCUAAAUGACUCAGCAACACUCUAAUUUGUCACUAGAUGAGCCUUCAAAACGAUUUGUUAAUGUGAAUACUUCAGCGUGUUUUGUGUCCUUGGUACAGUUUUGCCACUUGCCUGUAGUUAGUUGCAUAUCAGAGACUCAAAUGGAAUCUUUUAUGUUAUUCUUCCCCAUUUUUCUAAUUUUACUCCCAAUUUCUUAAUCUUUCUCUGAGAUAUUUUUUUAAAAUGUUAGUCCAAGCAUUUUAUUGUUAUGGUAGUUUUAAGAAUACAUUUAUAACCUUAUAUGGGUUAAAAUUCAAACAAAUUCCGUGGUGCUAGAGAUUUUCCUGGUUCACAUUAUUAAAGAUGGGCCUUUGUUUACACACG